AUGUUCAAGCUCAGUCAGGCGGGAAUUCCUGAGGAUCCGUCAUACCCGCGGAACCUCUCACAGCUUGGGUACUUCAUCGACAAACAAUCUGAGAUCAGAACCAUCAGGCCGCCUCACAACUACUACAACUUCUGGAUCUCCAACAACGACCGCGUCAACGAGGCCUUUCGCGAGUCCAUGCACGCCUGCAUCAACGAGGAGAUCAUUCACCGCAUGACGGCUCUAGGAAUUCCGCCCAUCUACUUGCCUCACCUAGCUACCGAGAAGCCGCAUGGCCAAGCCAACGUCCCCAUUCUCGUCACGGAAAAAGAAGAAUUGAGAAAGCUGAAGAAGGUCACUGUGGUUGUCAACGAUGAUUUCCAGGACCUUGGUCUCUGGGCAUACCGCAUCGUUAGCAAGGAACGUGGCCUAGAGGCAGGCUCGGUGGUAUCUCUUGCCAAAGCGCUGCACAACUCAGACAUUGCGUCUGUCAAAGUCCGCGCGCACUGUGCAGAGAAAGACGAGAGUGGUCCGGAUGAGAGCCCGAUCUCCAAUCCCGGUCCGCACGACUCGGGCCUUGAGCCUGGUGAGGUUCCUACACACCCUGCACAGGAAACCGCGGAGAACGAGAAGCACGACCUGAAAGAGAGCCUUAUCUCUAAGCCCGGCGCAAACAUUGGUCCGGAAUCCCCGAUAGCAAGCAAGACGCCCGUGACGAGCACCGAAGACGUCCCAUUCAAAGUUCCGGAGAACUGGCAGGCGCCCGGUUUGGUCGUGCUGAACCCAGGCCAGCUCCUCUACUCUUACCGGCUCGACAAAGCUGUAACGAAGCAGUCUUGGGAUUCGCAGCCGCGUCCGUCAGCCAUCCAUCCUGUUCCCAGGAUCGAUCCUGUCCAGAACAGAGCAGAAGGCCACAGGACGGUCGAUGAACAUGUCAAGUCGACCUUUGACACGAUCCUCAACAGCUCGGACUGGGUGGCGCCUGAUGCCAAGAUCUACAUGAUUGGCAUUGGAAAUGGCGGAGAUGCUAUAUUGAAAACCCUCAGUAAAGAGUGGCCAAAGUACCAGGGCCGCGUCGAGGCCAUUGCCCUGACAGAUCCGACACCCGUUCACGAAGUGUUCGAGGACCAGGGAUUCGUCAGGUUCCUCCGUGACCGUGGUCGCGCACUUGUCCCAUCUGCUGAAGCAUUGGGCGUGCCGCUUGCUGUCCCACCGCCUGGCUCCAGUGACUUGCCUCAGCACAGUUCGGACUGGGGCUACCACUACUAUCCGAUCCAGUCCUCCGGCGAGCGGGUCUUUGGCGAGAUCAUCUUCCCUACUAACCAGCGCGACAUCCUUGACUGGUUCGACGGUGUUGCCAACACUGCCGACUACCGCAAUCCGCAGAUGCAGGUCCCCGAAUUUCUUCCUGAGGGUUUGGAGGAUGCGGAGAUCUUCGAUGCGACGAAGGAUGCUCCAGAGGAGAAAGCCAAUGAGUGA
This is a messenger RNA of Diplodia corticola, 1458 nucleotides long. RefSeq names its product ribosomal protein s14. Gene Ontology annotation, cellular component: nucleus. The transcript has 2 exons. The record is from RefSeq and is a predicted model, not a curated record. Gene Ontology annotation, molecular function: siRNA binding. The coding region runs from base 1 to 1458 and encodes 485 amino acids. Gene Ontology annotation, biological process: regulatory ncRNA-mediated heterochromatin formation. Lineage: Eukaryota; Fungi; Ascomycota; Dothideomycetes; Botryosphaeriales; Botryosphaeriaceae.